AACCAACUUGUUCACAAUUUCGUAGUUUUAUACUUUUAUUUGUUGGUAACUUCCACAAUUUCGUAGUUGUUUCUUCGUUCUGCUUUCUUCUCUCUUUCUCCGCAUCUAUAAGAGAGGGAGAGAAAGCCAUUUGGGGUAUUAAGAUUUGAAUCCUCAUUUGAUUUGAGAACAGUUGGAGGCUUCAACAAUGGCGUCCAUCAACAGUUACUGCCCUGCAACGGCUCCUUCAAGUGCAAAAGCAUUCAAAAACUCCAAAAUGUUCAGUGGACUACACUGUAUGAAACUAUUUCCGGCAAAUCGUUGUGCAUCCGAUGUGUCUUUGAUCCAGCUAGGACCCAAAUCAUUCUUCAAUAUCAGGAGCGGUGUUAGAAUCAAAGCCACAUUGUUAUCAGGAGAAGGUGACCUCCGUUCUCAUCACAAUGGCACUAAUGUUGCAGCAAAAAGUACUCUCCUUGGUGACUUAUCAACUAGGAUUGAGAUACAGCCUCAUUCAAUAGCACUUGGUACACUUGCUGCAGAAACCACUCCAACAACUAUUGGUUUUCCUAGUGAUAAUGGUGAAUUUGAUUUAGACCUUCCCACAAAAGGUUUCUCAUCCAUCCCUGAGGCAAUUGAAGAUAUUCGCCAAGGAAAGAUGGUUGUGGUUGUAGACGAUGAGGAUAGAGAAAAUGAAGGAGAUUUGAUAAUGGCGGCAUCAAAGGUUACACCAGAAGCUAUGGCCUUUUUUGUCAAGCAUGGAACUGGGAUUGUUUGUGUUAGCAUGAAUGGGGAUGAUCUUGAGAGAUUGGAACUUCCUUUGAUGGUAGCAUCAAAGGAUAAUGAAGAGAAACUCUGUACUGCAUUCACCGUGACAGUGGAUGCCAAACAUGGUACGACAACAGGGGUGUCAGCUAAUGAUAGAGCGACAACAGUACUUGCUCUUGCAUCCAAAGAUUCAAAGCCUGAGGAUUUUAACCGUCCUGGUCACAUAUUUCCAUUGAAGUAUAGGGAGGGUGGUGUUCUCAAAAGAGCCGGACAUACAGAAGCAUCUGUUGAUCUCGCUGUUCUAGCUGGGUUUGACCCAGUUGCUGUUAUAUGUGAGAUCGUAGAUGAUGAUGGUUCCAUGGCUAGAUUACCAAAGCUUCAGCAAUUUGCACUGUCACAUGAUCUGAAAAUCGUAUCCAUUGCUGAUCUUAUCAGAUAUAGGAGGAAAAGAGAUAAACUAGUGGAGCGUUCUUCUGCUGCAAGGAUACCAACUAUGUGGGGCCCUUUCACUGCCUACUGCUAUAAGUCAGUCUUGGAUGGGAUCGAGCACAUAGCGAUGGUCAAGGGUGAGAUUGGGGAUGGCCAGGAUAUUCUUGUGAGGGUACACUCAGAAUGCCUCACGGGAGACAUAUUUGGAUCGGCCAGAUGUGACUGUGGGAACCAGCUGGCACUUGCAAUGCAACAGAUUGAGGCUGCCGGAAAGGGUGUCUUAGUAUAUCUUCGUGGCCAUGAAGGGAGGGGCAUUGGUUUGGGACACAAGCUUCGUGCUUAUAACUUGCAAGAUGAUGGACGGGACACUGUGGAAGCCAAUGAGGAGCUGGGUUUGCCUGUUGAUUCAAGAGAGUAUGGCAUUGGUGCACAGAUACUAAGAGAUCUUGGGGUUCGAACGAUGAAGUUGAUGACAAACAACCCUGCAAAAUACAUCGGGCUCAAAGGUUAUGGUUUAGCAGUUUCAGGGAGAGUCCCCCUUCUUACACCCAUUACAACGGAGAACAAAAGAUACUUGGAAACAAAAAGAGCCAAAAUGGGGCACGUCUACGGCUUAGAAAGUGGUAUCAUAAGUCAAAAUGGUAAGCCAAGAUCUGACAGUUAGACUGAUGGUGUGUCUGAAUCAUAACCCGGGUUCACUGGUUCAGACACAGUAAGGUAACAUCAUCAAAUUCCAUUUAUAACAUAUGAUUUUUUCGUAGUCUUGCAAAAAUUGAACCAUUGUACUACAGAAUAACCGAGAUUUGUGGUGAACAUUUCGGAAAGGAUAUUGAUUCACUAUUUCUUUUUCCAGAAAGUGUAAAUUAGUCAUCAGAGGAAAAUCCUGUUGUCCUCUUGGAAUAUAGCUUUAAAGCAGUGCUACAGGGAAGAGGUUAUCAUGUUAAACUCUAGUGAAUUCAGUGAAAUAUAUUCUUAUACAUGGGAUUCUA
Molecule: messenger RNA, 2162 nt
Organism: Rhododendron vialii
Lineage: Eukaryota; Viridiplantae; Streptophyta; Magnoliopsida; Ericales; Ericaceae
Product: bifunctional riboflavin biosynthesis protein RIBA 1, chloroplastic-like
Exons: 7
Coding region: 188-1837 (549 amino acids)
Biological process (GO): riboflavin biosynthetic process
Cellular component (GO): chloroplast
Molecular function (GO): 3,4-dihydroxy-2-butanone-4-phosphate synthase activity; GTP cyclohydrolase II activity
Source: RefSeq, a predicted model, not a curated record